UAUCCCCUUAACCGCGACUUGCUCGCCUCCGCCCGCCUGCACCUCCAGCACGCCGUCUUCGUCAACGGUCUAGGCUACCUGCUGCACCCGGCCGUCCCUAUCGGGCCCGCCUCGCACGUGGCUGACAUCGCCACCGGCACCGGCAUCUUCGCCCUCGCCCUCGCCGCGGCCCACCCCGAAGCCCGCGUCGAAGCCUCCGACAUCUCCCUCGCCCAGGUCCCCGCCCAGCACUGGUGGCCCGCCAAUGUGACCUUUGCGGUCCUCGACAUCUUCCAGGACCCCUUGCCGGCCUCACUGCUCGCGCGCUACGACGUCCUCUGCCUCCGCCACUUCGUCUCCCUGCAGCCCGGCGAUCCGCGCCCGCUGAUCGCCCGCUUGCUGGCCAUGCUGCGGCCCGGGGGCUAUCUGCACUGGCAGGAAUGGGACCUG
Trichoderma virens Gv29-8 is the source of this 429-nucleotide messenger RNA. RefSeq lists its product as uncharacterized. NCBI's taxonomy places the organism in Eukaryota, Fungi, Ascomycota, Sordariomycetes, Hypocreales, Hypocreaceae. The annotation marks the transcript as partial. The record is from RefSeq and is a predicted model, not a curated record. The transcript has a single exon.